Molecule: messenger RNA, 327 nt
Organism: Fraxinus pennsylvanica
Lineage: Eukaryota; Viridiplantae; Streptophyta; Magnoliopsida; Lamiales; Oleaceae
Source: the annotation of a GenBank genome assembly
AUGGGUGCUGGAAAUUGGUGCUGCUCUUGCAACGACGACGUCCUACGGGCUUGUCGACUCGAGUCCAGUCGAGACUACGAGCGAUUCACGCCGCAUGAUUUGUCGGUAAACAACUCGAAAGCUCCCAUUUGGACAAUGUUAUGGAGGAAGAUCAAGAAAGAGAAGAAAAGAAAGUUCAAUUACUCAAAUUCAAUGAGAUUCGCUUAUGAUCCAUAUUCUUAUGCACAGAAUUUUGAUCAGGGAUUAAUGUGGGCAAAUCCCGAUGAACUUUCUCGAUCUUUUUCGGCUCGUUUUGCCGUUCCAUCAAGAAUUUUUGAGAAUCUUUGA